UCUCGCACCGUGAAGGAGGCAGAGUGCGAAGGCACCAUUGAGGCCGUGCAGCCCCCCAGGGAGCACCACAGCUACGGGCGCAACGAGGGGGCCUGGAUGAAGGACCCGGCAGCCAAGGAUGACCGCAUCUACGUCACCAACUACUACUAUGGCAACAGCCUGGUGGAGUUCAGGAGCCUCGACAGCUUCAAGCAGGGCCGCUGGAGCAACCUCUACAAGCUGCCCUACAACUGGAUUGGCACGGGGCACGUGGUGUACAGGGGGGCCUUCUACUACAACCGAGCCUUCACCAAGAACAUCAUCAAGUACGACCUGAAGGAGCGCUACGUGGCGGGCUGGGCGCAGCUCCACGAUGUGGUGUACGAGGACACCACGCCCUGGAAGUGGAGGGGCCACUCGGACAUCGACUUUGCCGUGGAUGAGAGCGGGCUCUGGGUCAUCUACCCCUCGGUGGACUAUGACUACUCCCAGCAGGAGGUGAUCGUCCUCAGCCGGCUGGACCCCGUGGACCUCUCGGUGCGCAAGGAAACCACCUGGAAGACAGGGCUGAAGCGCAACACCUACGGGAACUGCUUCAUCAUCUGUGGCAUCCUCUAUGCUGUGGACACCUACAGCCAGAAGGAAGGGCAGAUCUCCUAUGCCUUCGACACGCACACGGACACGGAGGCAGAGCUCCGGCUGCCCUUCCUCAACCACUACUCCUUCACCACGCAGGUCGACUACAACCCCAAGGAGAAGGUGCUCUAUGCCUGGGACAACGGCCAUCAGAUGACCUACGGGCUCAGCUUCGUGGUCUGAGUGCCCGGGCGGGUCCCUCUGCACUCCUGCACCCACCCUGCCUGGGGCACCCUGACGCAGCCUGGCCCUGGCACCCCCACUCCAGCCAGGGCUGUGGCAAGAGCCCGGCUUCCCCCUCAA
Zonotrichia albicollis (white-throated sparrow) is the source of this 918-nucleotide messenger RNA. NCBI's taxonomy places the organism in Eukaryota, Metazoa, Chordata, Aves, Passeriformes, Passerellidae. The record is from RefSeq and is a predicted model, not a curated record.